Molecule: messenger RNA, 1869 nt
Organism: Zophobas morio
Lineage: Eukaryota; Metazoa; Arthropoda; Insecta; Coleoptera; Tenebrionidae
Product: probable cytochrome P450 12a5, mitochondrial
Exons: 10
Coding region: 118-1734 (538 amino acids)
Molecular function (GO): heme binding; oxidoreductase activity, acting on paired donors, with incorporation or reduction of molecular oxygen; monooxygenase activity
Source: RefSeq, a predicted model, not a curated record
CAUCAUUUAUUUGUUAUAUAAAUACUCAUCCUAAACAAUCUCCUUCAGAAGUCUUAAGUAAUUUAAAAUUUAGCUCUUUUUGAAGUCAGCACUUAAAAUUCAGUUAUAGCUUCCAAAAUGCUACGAACGAAAUUACUAAAAUGUGUAAGUUACAACACAACAAAGAUCUUCAUGUCGACAAAUGCAGAAACCGCUGCAUUUGAAAACAAACUUGAGCACUAUAAGAAUUUGCACGCUUUGGACACCACAGACGCUAAACCACAAGGCUGGGACGAAGCAAAACCGUUUGACAGCAUACCAGGACCCAAACCACUACCAAUUAUUGGAAAUAUGUGGAGAUUUGCGGUACCAAUAUUUGGAGACUUUUACGGAAAGGACUUCGUAGACAUCCACAGAGAUUUAAAUAGACAGUAUGGCAAUAUUUCAAUCCUGAGAGGACUGUUGGGAAAAUCAAUCGUUGUGCUCUUCGACCCGAAAGAUUUUGAAACGUUAUUUAGAAAUGAAGGUGUCUGGCCAAUAAGAGACAACAUUCCAUCUCUUGAAAAGUAUCAGGAAUCAAGGAAAGGUGUCAAAACUUUUGGACUAGUAACACGUCAAGGAGAAAGCUGGUUCAGAUUUAGAUCCGUGGUAAAUCCAAUUCUGAUGCAACCAAAAAAUAUCGCGCGAUACACAGAUAAGAUGAACCUCGUUGCUGAUGAACUGGUGGACAACAUAAAGCAUCUCGCCAAACAAAACAAAGAUGGUGAAAUGCCCGAUGACUUCAGGAACGAACUAUACAAAUGGUCUUUGGAAUCUGUCGGAGUGGUGACACUAGAUACACAUUUGGGUUGUUUAAAACGCGAUUUAAAAGCCGACUCCGAGCAGCAAAAAAUUAUAAACAAUGCAAUCCAAUUCUUCGAUUUGAUGUACAAACUUGACUUUAGACCUUCGUUGUAUAAAUACAUGAACACUCCCGACUGGAAACAAUACGUUUCAGUUAUAGAUUUUCUCGUGGAGACAAAUAUCAAACACAUUAAUCGAGCUUUAGAUAAACUGGCCAAACAAGAAAACGAUCCCGAAAAUGAAAUAAAAAGUGUACUGCAGCAACUACUGAAAAAAGACAAAGACACGGCUGUUGCAAUGGCCAUGGAUAUGAUGCUUGCUGGAAUAGACACAACUGGACGAAUUUUGGGUGCAGGCCUAUACUACCUAGGCAAAUAUCCAGAAAAACAGGAACAACUCCGAAAGGAAGCGCAAGCUUUGCUUAAAAAUAAAGACACACCGAUUACGAAAGAAGUAUUGGCAAAAGCUCCCUACUUGAAAGCUGUGGUUAAAGAAGUCACCCGUUUGGCUCCCAUAGGUAUUGGAAACAUGCGCAGAACGCAGAAAAAACUGGUCCUGGCAGGUUACCAAAUACCAGAAAACACAGACGUUAUGUCAUCAAACUUGGUGAUUUCCCUGAUGGAUGCCCACUUUCCCAAAGCUAGAGAUUUUUUGCCUGAACGCUGGCUAUCGCAGUGUCCGGCUGACAUUUCCCACAAAAAUGCAAAUCCAUUCAUUCUGGCACCAUUUGGGUACGGCCCAAGAAGCUGCAUUGGAAAAAGAUUAGCCAAUUUGGAACUGGAUGUGGCAUUUUUAAAGAUCGCCAGAAAUUUCGAGAUAAGUUGGCCCCACAAAGACAUGAAAUUUGCAACGACUACUCUAUAUGGUAUUGCGGACCCUUUGAAAAUUCGUGUGAAACCCGUAGACGACUAAAAGGACUGUUAUCCUUUUAAUUUUAUGUUUAUUCGUUGAUAUAGCUGUAAAUAAGAGUGUGAUGUUAAAAUAAGGUACGUUUGUGAGAUUUAACUUGAAGAUUUAUUUCUAAUUAUAAAAACAAAGCUACAAGUA